Molecule: messenger RNA, 2170 nt
Organism: Gregarina niphandrodes
Lineage: Eukaryota; Apicomplexa; Conoidasida; Eugregarinorida; Gregarinidae
Exons: 1
Source: RefSeq, a predicted model, not a curated record
AUGUACUUCCCGCCCGGCGUGGAGCCGCCCCACGGCUGGGCGCAGGCCCAGGUCGCCCGACCCGGCGGUGCCUUCAGCGGCGACGACGAAAGCCGCGACCGCAGCGGCUCCUCUCGCCCCGUGUUCCCGCCAACCGACUCCUCCAGCGACGGCUACAAGUGGUGGCCGCCUACGGCCUUCAGCGACCCACGGCACUACUCCACCAAUUCCGACUGGGACCGCUCCAGUCCUCGAGUCGGCGAUCCCGACUUGAGACCAGUCGUCCAGCCGGGCCCUGGCGUCCUGCCGGAGCCAAGUGCCCAGCGAGAGCCAGUGGCCAAGCUAGACGCAACGGCCCAGCCAGAGUCGGCGGCUCAGCCGGAACCAGCGGUCCAGCCGGAGCCAGCGCUCCAGCGGGACACGGCGGCCUUGCCGGAGCCCGUUAGUGAGAACGUGAGGGUCCAGAUGGCCCUGAAGGACGCCGGCAUCGUCAUUCCCGAGUCGGGCCAGGUCCUCGACGAACCCUCGCCGGGCACGCUGGAAGACAUCCGGGCCCGCAAGGAACGGCUGAAGCCGAGGAGGGGAACGCGGAAUCGCAAGUCCGACGAGGACUUCCCGCCCCUCUCGGACAUCGCACCGGUUUCGGAGGGCAAGACGGCAGGCCCCCGAGCCUCCGGGAUCCGAGACUCCGGCACCCGAGGUUCUGGCACCCGGGGUUCUGGGACCGUAGGCGCAAGAGUCGGAGGCGCCGGGGCCGGGGGCCGGGUUUCGGAGACGGGCCGGGUUUCAGAGAGCAGAGGCGGGACCCGGGUCUCAGAAAUUCGGGACUCCAGAGGGUCUGGCCCGAGAGCGUCUGGCGCUAGAGAGACUGAGGGCAGAGGCCCAGGCAACGAAGCCAGAACCCGGGGCGGCCGCAGCGGUGGCAGAGGCGGCCGGGGGCCGAGAGUGGAGAGUGCGGGAGGCGACGACUCCGGACGGCGCCAGAGCCUGACGGGUAAGGACCCUGGUCGUCCGGCUGGUCGCGGAACCGCGAGCCGGAACCGCCGCAAGGGCGACGAGCUGCCACCGACCGACCGUCCUGGGCAGGACCGGGGCGGGCAGGACCGGAACGGGAAGGACCGCAGUGGGAAGGACCGUAGUGGGCAGGACCGUAGCGGGCAGGACCGUAGUGGGCAGGAUAGGAACGCGCAGGAUAGGAGCGCUCAGGACCGGAGCGGCAGGGGCGGCGGCGCUAAAGACAGCCCGCCGAAGGAGGCUUCGGCCCAGGUGGUUCCACCCAAGAACACCAACAAGGCCGCCGACUCUGGCAAGCCUACGGACACCGGCAAGGUCACACUCAAGGGGGGUCGAAGAGGCGGCAGAGGCGAGGGACCGGCGGAGCAGUCCGUCAAACCGGCCAGUGCCGAAGGUGCAGGCGUCGUUUCUCCGGUGGCCGUCGAGGCUGGAACGACAGCUGAAGCUUCUGCCCUAAAGGGUGCUGAACGUAGUAGGGCUGCGGAGGCCGGGAAUGGCGACCGACGGAAGAAGAACAAGAAGGGGGCAGCGAGCCCGAAGGCAGCGAGCCCGAAGGCAGUAGGAACCCCGACCGCAGUAGGAAGUCCGAAAACGGUGGGAAGCUCGAUGACGGUGGGAAGCCCGAAAGCAGCAGCGGGAAGCCCGAAGACGGUGGGAAGUCCGAAGACGGUGGGAAGUCCGAAAAUGGUGGGUAGCCCGAAAGCAUCAGGAGGUCCGAAAAUGGUGGGGAGCCCGAAACUAGUUAUGGUGGAUAACGGAGCAGCCAAAACUGGCGGUGGCACUACGAUCCAAGUGGGUGGUACCAAGCCCGUGGGUGAGGGCAAGGGCCAGGGCAGUGCCCCGCGCCCCGCAGCUACUCCUGCCGUACCGAGUCCAGGCGCCCCAACAGGGGGGGGCGGUUCUGCUACGCCGAGCCCAGCGGGGGUUCCGACUAGAAGCCCGGGGACCCCGUCUCCGGGGUCGCAGAAGGCAGCCAGCGGUCGCGCUGCAGGCAAGGCAGCGACCGCCGGAUUGAAGAGGAAGAAGGGCGCCAAGCGGUCGCCUCUGGACACUCCGGAAGAGGGCCCUUCACCUGCCGCAGUUCCAUCACCAGUCAGGACAGCGGGCGAGUCACCCGUUAGGACAACGGGCAAGUCACCCGUUGGAACAGCGGGUAAGUCACCCGCCAGGGCAAUAG